AUGACGGCGCAGGCUGCGGAGGAGCUCGCCACCCAGAUCGAGCAGCAGAAGCUCGAGGAGCAGAAGACCGAGGUUCAGGGUGCCGGCGACGGCCAGAUCCGGUGCCUCCACAGUUGGAUCGGGUGGCCCCUUUGGUUGGGAGGACAAGAAGGGGAUGCCAGUGGCAAGUCCAAGCAAAGCAGGAGUGAGAAGAAGAGCCGCAAGGCCAUGCUGAAGCUUGGCAUGAAGCCCAUCACUGGUGUCAGCCGCAUCACUGUGAAGAAAAGCAAGAAUAUGCUUUUUGUCAUCUCCAAGCCAGAUGUGUUCAAGAGCCCAAAUUCAGACACCUACGUCAUAUUUGGCGAGGCCAAGAUCGAGGACCUCAGCUCUCAGCUGCAGACCCAGGCUGCAGAACAGUUCAAGGCUCCUGACUUGAGCCAAAUGAUCUCGAAGCCUGAGACAUCUGGUCUGGGUCAGGAGGACAAUGAGGAGGAGGUUGAUUUAAACUGGUGUUGA
Molecule: messenger RNA, 495 nt
Organism: Miscanthus lutarioriparius
Lineage: Eukaryota; Viridiplantae; Streptophyta; Magnoliopsida; Poales; Poaceae
Source: the annotation of a GenBank genome assembly